AUGAGCGCCAUCGCCCUUGCGCCAUCCACACAGUUCUGCUUGGGCUCCGGCAAGAAGCCGGGGUACGCCCGCGUCGUGGCUUCUCGCCGCUUCGCUGCCGUGGGGGCGAAGGAGCCGGAGGUUGCAGCGGUCUUUCUUGACGAGAAGAAGAACACGCUUCGUGUGUGGCGUGAAAGAAAAGGCGUCGCAACACUGCGAGGAGCCGGAAAGUACGCGACCCGCAUCAUUGACACGGCGAGUGAUGGUCUUUUCACCGCGUUGCUUUUUCAUCAUGACAAGGGAAGGCGCUUGGGUCUGGCCAUUGUGCAAUUCAGCCCGUCCAGCGCGACACACCUAGCUGGGGAUCCCGUAGACUACAGCGAUGACCUGGAUGCCCUUCUCACACCCCUGGUGCCGCGCGAAAAAAAGAGCGGCAAAACAACGGCGCAGCUGCAGAUCCGUUGUUCAAGCCUAAAACUGACGGCUUCAGGUCUGGUGGUGAGUCUGCUGGUCAUUACCCGGGCUGCGGAACUCUACCUGGCCAUUGGUUCCAUUGGGGCAAACAAAUGGAAGUGUUUUGCUUUGGAUGCUGCAUUUGGCACGUAUGCGGCGCUCUGUAUUCAAAGCGAUCGUGUCGUUUCCGUGCUGAGCUGUGCGGUGGGGCCUCCGGUCGACCACGCGAUUGCGACAAUAUCCCCAACCGUAGAGUUGGCGCUAUCAGUCUUUGAGGCGACACGUAUGGCCACCGACGAUAACGAAAAGAAGAGUUCCUUGCCCGCGCAGUCGAAAGGAGUUUACUGCUGCGUGAUGCUUCGUGAAGCCAUCUUUUCGCUGGAUGACGGCGACCCAACCAUUCGAGUCUGUUACCAGAGCCAGCUCUUCCACCUGCCCGAACGGGAGAGCGGUGUCUGCGCAGCACCCCUCUGCCGCAUUUACGCAGACACUGAGCAGCGGCGCUACGCCGUCGUUGUCUUGCUCACCUCGCAGAGUUACUUGGUGCACCUGCGGCGAUCCCCCUUCAAUAUGGAGCUGAUCACCGGGUGCACCAAAGUUGGGUUGCAGAGCCUCCCACAGAGCAUGGUGUGGCUAAGGCUACCGCACCCCUCGCGGCCAGAGGGCGGGUUGCACAUCGUUCUUGUACUUUCACAGGACUACCGUCUUUAUGCCGCAGAGGUGUUUGGAAGCGCCAUCGACGUGGUGGUGAAGAAGGGAAGCAACACGGUUCACUUUGCGCCUCCAGCAAAAAGUCGUUUUGGCAGCGACUACAUGGUGGAAAGUUCCACCGACUCCCCAUGCCUUGUGCGGGUUGGGGAGACUGAGCUUCUUUGUUCCAACGGACUUCUGGCCGUGGUGCUGCGGGUGACCGCACUUGCCAUUGAUGGGGAUAUGCCGCGUGAACUUCUCUUUCCCUUGACCAUAGACAAUGAAACUUCAGAGAGGCGGGUCACGACGCUCGUGAAAAGCCUGUCAUGCAUUGAGAAGAUGUCGAAUUUGGGCCGGUGCGAGUUUAUCCAGCUUGCGUUUCAGCAGGUUCUGCCGCUGCUCCGCUUUGCCGGAUCUUCUCAGCAUGAGGUGUUUCUGACCCAGCGGGUGUUUCAGGCGCUUUUGAGUGCUGCCGCCCCAAAGUCGGCGUCGGAUUGGAGGACAAUGUGGGGUAUAACUAUGCUGCUGCAGAGGAUCCUCUCUAGGCGGGAUUUGGACAACUCCGUCGUGUACACCGACAUUUUUUUUAUCCAGCUGGUGGCGGAUUACGUCCGUUGUUGCAACGGGACAGUGGAUGAACAAGAGCAGGCAAGUGAGUCCCUCUUAAGUGUAUUAUCGGAUGAAUUAAGAUGUGCAUGGAAGCGGUUUAUGCAGCAGCAGGAUGAGGAUGUCUCUUUUGUGCUCGAUAGUUUGGCAGAGCGUGUUUCUCUUGUUAUACUUGCGGAGGAAUGCGUGCGCCGCAUGGUGGUGGUCUCCACUUUGUCAAACGGAACGCAUGUGGUCUCUGUGGGGGACCGCGUGUCUCAUGUCAUCCACGCCAUCGCAACUGCCUUACUGGCUUCCUGCUUGGAGGUGCCGGUGUACGUCAACAAGGAUGCUGCGGGGCGAGUGGUCUGUCAAAUGCACCAAGUGGGAGAGACCUCGCUUUUUCUGCCGCCGUCUCCUUUUAAGAAUCGCACGGCGCUUGAAUACGCCCUUACACUCUCUACAGACCUUCUUUCGGUCACCUCCCCAGACACACACGCGGCUUUGUGUGCCAGGGCGCUUCUUUCCAUGCUUCUGGCGAGGCGAUAUCAUGUCGUCUCUGCCUUCCUUCAGAUUUUCACAGUCCCCUUGACGGAGUACUUGAUGCCGCUUGGGUCAAUUUGCGACAAUUCCCAGCUUCUCACGGAGUGCUCGGCGGCAACCUUUCUUACCGAGUCCGCACUCUUCAAGAAGCUUCUCUCCGAACCUGCACCGUCGGACGUUCUUUGCGUUCUCUCUUCUGGGUCCUUGCUUGACGACUACUUCAACACGGAACUUUGGCGUUGCGCAGGGAAUCUUCUCAGCAAUGAUACAAAGGCCUUCAUUGUUGCCGCUGUCAUUCACGCGAUGACGGACCGGCUGAUUGCCGCCCAAAACAACUACUCAACGAGUGUGACCAAGGCGCUUCUGAAGGAGGGGUUGGAGAAUCCGCUGCAGGAGGAGGCCUCGGUGAAAGCGUGCCGAAAGAGGCUGAGGAUCCUUCUGGAGCGACUUGAGCAUGUUUGGGCCAGUGUUGCUCCAUGGCUGCCGUACAAGGUGAAGGACAUCUCAAGUAGCGUGCUCACCACCAACGCCGCUGUGCAAGACGGGGAGCACGACGGAGAGACGAUCUGUUGUGGUUCAGUCGUCUCUCGCACGUGUGUUCUGUGCUUUCGCCUAUUGGCCCUAAUUGGGUAUUCGCAUCGCACAGAGGAGCAAAUCACGGAACUGACAAAACAAGCGGCGGGUGACACAUCGAUUCUCGUUCGCGUGGCACUUUUGCUGCUGCAGGCCAUUGAAAACUUGAAAGGGACUGCGCUGCCGGUUGAGUCUCUCCAAUGGCAGUGUGUGGACCUCGCGGCGACGGCAUUGCCGAUGUGCACCGGUACACCUGGCCUGGCUGGAUUCCUGCGAGAGAUGCUUAAACAGUCAGAGGCCUCCUUGACGGUCGUUACUUCACUUAAGCAGUACUACUACGCUGUCGUGGGCCGUCUCACGGAGGUGUCGCAGGGGGGCGACGACGGAACUGCAGGUGCCGCCUUCCACGAGCUGCAAGCGCAGAUGACGCUGCAGAAGAAGACCCCUCUCACGACCAACAAAGCCACCACGUACUUCCGUUGGUCCAAGUGUGGCGGUGCCGAUGUGCCUGAAUGGCCGAGCAACCACAACUUGCCCUCUCGCCGCUAUUUGAUCAACACCGAGUGGGUGGACAAGAUGUGGCCGAUUGAGUUUACGAUGCAUUCCCUUGAGGAAUGUCUUAGCCGUUCACAGGAACGUAUUUGCGACCGCAACGCCACAAUAGGUCCGGCUGAGGGAGAGCCCUCGCCGCAGUUCUCUUACUCACUGUUCCACCAACUCUGCAAGCUCUCUCCGCCGGUGCGCAAUCAUGCUUUGAUAGCCUCCACUGAAGCGGUAGCCGCAGGGGUGAGGAAGCGUGAGAGCAGCAGCCCUGUUCAAGGGAUUCGACGCACCGGGGACUACGUGGCCCCUUCCCGUGUUGCUGUAACUCCCGUGGAUGUCGCGGCGUCAGCGUUGCGUCGGAAGCUGUCACCCGAAUCCGAGCCACGGCCGGCGAACUCCCCUCAGCUGACAGGGGGUAAUGCUGCCUUGGCAACUGCUGCAUCGACUUCGUCUUCUCCGCCGGCACGAGCCGUGCAAUCGCCUUCACGAUUUUUGGCGAACGGUGGUGAUAUUGGCGUCGCUGCCGCCGCGGCUGCGGCGUUGUUUCCACCCGAAAGUGUUGCCUGGUGGGAGACGGACGGCGUGCUUGACGAGGCUGAGAGGCGGCAGCGCGUCAUUUGGGAGACGCUGCAGGACAUCAAGCUUGAGAUCACCACCACCGCCACGUCCUACACAACAGCAACAAGUGAGGGCGGGACAAGUACUCCUGGUGAGCGUGACCGAAACUUUUCUUCGCCGUGUUUCUCGCCUCGUCGCUGCAAAAAGCAUCAUGUGCAACACUACCGCUGCGCCAAACACCGAGCGCAUGGGACCCGCGUCAAUGAGAGGUACCGUUCGGGAGCAGAUUCGCGCCAUGGAGAUACGCGUGUCGGGAGGCAGUUACCAGAAGUAGUUUCGCUGGCUGCAGUCAAGGAGGGGGCGCCGCUGAAUGUGAAGCUUCUGCAAUUUCAGAAUGUGCUUCGACCACCAGAUCUGCCAUCUAACGUGGCCCCAGAGGCGAAGAUGCAACUUGUGCAGCCACGAGUUCCAGAAGGCACAAACGAGGUGGCACCGCCUCAGCUUCUCGUUCUAAGGGCACGACCACACAUGCCCCGCGUGAAGUUGUUCGUGUUGAGUGGAGCUGAAAGCAAAGACGUUGUGGUGGAAGGAAACAGUGCUAGUGUUAAGAGUGCUGCAACGGAUCUACCGUAUGGCUUUCUUGCAGGGUCAUCGUCGCCUCUGCAGGCGUUGGCGCCACCAAGCUUGCCACCAAGUUCUGUGUUUGUCAGCCCGUCGCCUUUGCUGACGCUCAAGGUGCCGGUAAGCGCAGAUGCAAUCCAGCGGGAACCGGCCCCCCAAGCCGUGGGGGCGCGCCGACUGCAGGAAGAGAACUGUCGAGUGGGAGGCACGGAGGAGUCGUUGGGCCCUGCCCCUGCUCCCACCACGAAUGUGCCGGGCACUCCUGUUCCAUCCACAGUGCAGCUGGGCGUCCCCACAAAUGCCACCGUCCCUGCAGUAACGUCGACUUCCCCUUGGACGCUGCCACCGUUUGCUUGUCGCGAGAGCGCCGGUGGAUUCGUGCCGAGUGGCGCUGUUGCGCCGGCUCCAACGAGUAGCGAGGAAGUGGAGGUGAGGGAGUCAGCAAAACCACCGGUGCCGUCGGCGCCGGCAGCAUUGCAGCCCGCCCUUGCAGCGGCCGAGGGGAAAACUCCUGCUGUGUCUGCGUUGAAGGAGCCGGUUCUGUCACCCUCAGAAACGGCCGCCUUUUACAAGUACGUGGACGAGCUGAAGGCGGCAGGCAGUGCUGCCGUCCCUGUGCCGCUCCCGCCCCAGUUUGUAAAGUCUUCGCCUGCGUCAACGCGGCCCGUCACGCCUACUGCAGUCGCCCCAGAAAUUCAUGAGCCGCAAAAACAACAGGAACGCGAUGUUAUUGGGGCUGUGAAGCAGCUACUCGCUAAGCACGAGGAGCAGCAGGCGAAGCAAUUCAAUGGUGUUAUUGAGGCGCUUCGAACAUCCACGCAGAGACCUCCUACGCCUGCGGUGUAUGCCCCGGCUACGGUGCAGCAGCCGCAAGGGUUAAGCGCAACGGAGCAGGCAGCGUUGGUGCGCCACACGAUUCAGCAAAAAGACAAGCUUUUGAUGAUGAACCAAGAUCUACUGGACCUUCAUGCGAGGGCUGAGCGUCUUACCGCAGCUCCAGUGAAGAGCGAGACCCCAUCAUUUGUUUCCCCACGCACUGUGGCAGGCUGUGAGACGCCGCGUCAGAUAACACAGCCAACGAUCCCUCUGGCUGUUCCUGUGCAGUUGGCCACUACGACCCCUGCAAUAAAAAGUGAAGUUGCAACCAUGUCUUCCGGCGUGCAAGUUGGUGCAAGCGGGAAAAGGAUGGAAGACGCAGGCACUAUGGCGGCAACCCCAGUCACGCCCGCAGCCACAGCAGCAACAGCAACAGCAACAACAACAACAAUGCCACCUGCGCUUCAGGCGCUGGAUGGUAACCGCGGCGAAAUGACGAACAGCGCUCCGGACCCUCCUUCUGCUAUGAGCAUCAACCGUAGUUUGUCAAGUCUUUACCAAAUAAACGCAGAGCUGUUACGCGUUAAUACCACAGCUGGUGACAUGGAACGAGCCAUUCAGGAGUCAAGAGCCAUGUUGAAAAAGCACGCUUCACUGGGUACAGCAUACUCGUCUGCUGUUGAAGGGUCUUUAAUGAUGGAUGCCAUGCGCCGGCGAACCGCUUCUCUUGAGCAGCAGCUUACAGUGCUGAACUCCACUGCGGCAAAGCCCCCAUGUUCGGCCAGCCAAGGCAGGGAAGGGACAGAACGGUGGCACGCCCCCUCCGAGGUGGAGGGAAUCCCUGGCAAAGAUGUGUUCAUUUCCACCACCGUGAAGGGUGACAUCUCCAGGCAGGGCAACGGGGGGGCGGCACGGGAGACCUCGCCGCCUCGUCAGUUUGCCUUCACAAGUGAGAAGGUUGAGGCUGAUUUCGAUGAUUUUUCGGGUUUCACCCCGCCGGUGCCUCCUCCCGUUACAAAAGAACAAGCUGCCGGGCAUGUGUUUCAGUCCCACACGGAGGAGGCUCUUCGGAAAAAUUCGCUUCCGGUUAGCGCCAGUACCACGGAGACGCCAAGGGAGGCGUCGCACGCACUGACUUUUCACUCACGCGCGGCGGAGGCUGACCCAGUUGGCCGUGAUCUAUCACCGUCAGGGGGCAGGCGGGGCAAUUCGCUGCAGCGCCGCACGGGUGCCUCGCCCUCGAGGCCGGUGAUGGACUUAGCCCAGAUCUAUACGGCGGCUGAUUCCUCCUUCAGGCAGCUGGCGGCGAGGAGAAGCGUGACCCCUGCCAGGACUCGGGCGAGGGCCACUUCGCCACCCCAGCGCGUACCGGGUCGAUUUUCCAUGUAUGUGCCAACUGCCGCCGCAAGGAAGGCGCGGCGCGCGAACAGCAGCUGCAAGAAUACUUCGCCGUCUCCCGACCCACACUCCUGCUCAGCGUCACCCGAGGCGGACGCGGCGACAACGACAAUGGCAAUAAAGGCUGUCAAUGCCGCAAAGAGGGUGACGAGAAAAGCCCCCUCAUCUAGCAGAGACAGCAAGCGACGGGAAACACUCGCGCUGCACACAUCUAAGCGUCUUGCAGAGCUUAAAAGGGCCUUUUUAUAG
This is a messenger RNA of Trypanosoma conorhini, 7008 nucleotides long. RefSeq lists its product as uncharacterized. The transcript has a single exon. The record is from RefSeq and is a predicted model, not a curated record. Lineage: Eukaryota; Euglenozoa; Kinetoplastea; Trypanosomatida; Trypanosomatidae. Bases 1 to 7008 code for a protein of 2335 amino acids.